CUGCGCUGCUUCCAUCUCGACAGAACUCUCGUCUUUCUUCACACGACGUUUGAAUGACGCUGCGUAGAUUAUAAACCAGGACCUAGACGCACCACAGAGACGCGAUGAAGCUCAUCAGCAAGAACAUCGAGAAGGACGGGUCGGGCUCCGUCGUCCUCCUCCCCGAGGACGAGGAGGACAUGUGGCACGUGUACAACCUCAUCUCGGAGGGGGACGAGGUGCAGGCCAAGACGGACCGCAAGGUGCACACGCAGAGCAGCACGGGCACGACGACGUCGUUCCGCGUGCAGCUGAAUCUGACCAUCAUUGUCCGCAAGACAAUGUUCAGUGCGGCCGCGUCGACCGAGACGAACGGGGACAAGAGCGAGGCGCGCGCGGUCAUGAGCAUCACAGGCCAGGUGACCGAGGCGAACGACUAUGUGCGCGUGGGCGCGUACCACACGCUGGAGCUUGAGAAGGGGCGCAAGUUCCGCCUGACGAAGGCGACCGGCUGGGACUCGGUCGCGCUCGACCGCAUCGCAGAGAGCACGCGCGAGGGCCGCGGCGCGGAGAUCGGCGCCGUCGUCUGCGGCGAGGGGACCGCGGCCAUCUGCCUCCUGUCCGAGCACAUGACGCUCGUGCGCCAGAGGAUAGACUGCGCCGUGCCGCGUAAGCGGAGCGGCACGUCGGCGCACGACAAGGCAAUGGCAAACUUCCUCCAGACGACGUACCAGGCCAUCCUGCGCUUGAUACCCUUCGAGUCGCUCAAGGCGGUGGUGAUCGCCUCGCCAGGCUUCACAAAGGACACGCUCUACGACUACAUCUUCCAGCAGGCGACCGAGACAAACAACAAGGCGCUGCUCGCCAGCCGCCCAAAAUGGGUCAAGGUGCACUCGAACACGCCGCACGUGCACUCGCUCGUCGAGGCGCUGCGCGACCCGGGCGUGGCGCGCAUGUUGCAAGGAGCGAAGUUUGCGCGCGAGGGCCUGGCCCUGGACAAGUUCGUUGAGCUGUCCUACAAGUUCCACAAGAUGCUGGCGUCCGACGAGCUGCGCGCAUGGUACGGCCCCGAGCACGUCGCGCUAGCUGUCGACCGCGGCGCGGUCGGCACGCUGCUCAUCUCCGACGACCUGUUCCGCGCCGCCGACCCAGCCAAGCGCAACAAGUAUGUCCAGAUGGUCGACGACGUGCGCGCGCGCGGCGGCGAGGCCAUCAUCUUCUCGUCGAUGCACGAGAGCGGCGUCCAGCUCAACCUCCUCACUGGUAUUGCGGCGAUCCUGACCUACCCCCUUGAUAUUGAGGUCGUCGAGAUGGAGGAGCGCGAGGAGAAGGAGCGGCUGGAGCGUGAGGCUGCCGCCGCGGCUGGCACACCCAUCGACAGCGACUAG
Molecule: messenger RNA, 1367 nt
Organism: Vanrija pseudolonga
Lineage: Eukaryota; Fungi; Basidiomycota; Tremellomycetes; Trichosporonales; Trichosporonaceae
Gene: dom34
Product: Protein dom34
Exons: 7
Coding region: 105-1367 (420 amino acids)
Biological process (GO): nuclear-transcribed mRNA catabolic process, no-go decay; nonfunctional rRNA decay; ribosome disassembly
Cellular component (GO): cytoplasm
Source: RefSeq, a predicted model, not a curated record